Molecule: messenger RNA, 1410 nt
Organism: Halteromyces radiatus
Lineage: Eukaryota; Fungi; Mucoromycota; Mucoromycetes; Mucorales; Cunninghamellaceae
Product: cAMP dependent protein kinase regulatory subunit
Exons: 3
Coding region: 64-1305 (413 amino acids)
Biological process (GO): regulation of protein phosphorylation
Cellular component (GO): nucleus; cAMP-dependent protein kinase complex
Molecular function (GO): cAMP-dependent protein kinase regulator activity
Source: RefSeq, a predicted model, not a curated record
CUCCUUUUCUUUUCUUUUUCUUUUUCUUUUUUUUUCUUUAGUAUCAACAUUUUAUUCAAAGUGAUGGAUUAUGUUAAUGAAGAAUAUUCAGCAUUGCUGCAAGAAUUGACCAAUAAUAUUCACCAUAAUAAUCCUCAAGAUGUUUUACAGUUUUGUGCCGACUUUUUUUUCUCAAAGUUAUCAGAAGAAAGAGCUUAUCGAUAUCAAGAUCAUUAUCAACAUCCAAUGGCAAUAGAUUCUACUUUUUCACCUCAUCCUUCAGCUAUACAACAUACACCUCCUAUUCCAUCACUACAAGAUCAUUAUAGUGGAGAAGACGACGACGACGAUGAAGAAGAAGAAGAAGAAGAAGAAGAAGAAGAAAGCUUCUAUGAUGAACAGAAAGAUACUUUCUCUGGUGAACUUCCUGACUUCUCUGGUAACAAUUUCAACAGGUUACAACGACGCACAUCGGUCAGCGCUGAAUCCAUGACUCCAUCUACACGUGAACAUCGUUUUAUCAAGACUGUGAUUCCCAAAACAACUGAUCAACAAGCCCGAAUUCAAUCCGCCAUACAAACCAACUUUUUAUUUCGACAUCUAGAUGAAAUGCAAUACAAAGAUGUGAUCAACGCUAUGACUGAAAAGCACGUGGCACCCCAAGAAACAGUGAUCCAGCAAGGGGCUGUGGGUGAUUUUUUUUAUAUUGUAGAAUCUGGUCAUUUGGAUUGUUAUAUUGAUGAAGUUUUGGUGACUGAAUAUCAAGCUGGUGGAAGUUUUGGUGAAUUGGCUUUGAUGUAUAAUAGUCCUCGAGCUGCUACCAUAGUGGCUACUACUGACUGUGUUUUAUGGGCUUUGGAUCGUAUCAUGUUUCGUGGUAUUUUGAUGGAGCAUACAAGUGCAAAACGACGAAUGUAUGAAUCCUUUUUGACUGAUGUUCCUAUUUUGGCCUCUUUGGAUGCUUAUGAACGUUACAAGAUUGCUGAUGCUUUGGAAUCUGUAUGUUUUGAAGAUGGACAAAAGGUGAUUGAACAAAAUGCAGUAGGUAACAACUUUUAUUUAAUCGAAUCUGGAGUAGCUGUGUUCUACAAGACUGAUGCUGACGGAGUCCAAAAGGAAGUCAAUCGUUUGACAAAAGGUGCUUAUUUUGGAGAAUUGGCUUUAUUAAAUGAUAGUCCUCGAGCAGCUACAGUGAUUGCUCAUGGUCGACUUCGUUGUGCCACUUUGGGCAAGAAAGGAUUCAAUCGAUUAUUAGGUCCAGUAUUAGAUAUAUUAAAAAGAUCUAGUAUCAAUUACGUCAAAGUCAUGCAGAGCACGACUGAAUAGUUACAAUUGUUUAGUUAUUUAUCCUGGUUUGUUAUUCAUAUUUACUUUUAUCAUAUUUCAUCGUUAUCAUCUAUUAUAAUAAUAAAAACCUCCAAUUUCUUUUAA